Grus americana (Whooping crane) is the source of this 734-nucleotide messenger RNA. RefSeq names its product thiosulfate sulfurtransferase like domain containing 3 (gene TSTD3). Gene Ontology annotation, cellular component: mitochondrion. The coding region runs from base 40 to 519 and encodes 159 amino acids. The record is from RefSeq and is a predicted model, not a curated record. Lineage: Eukaryota; Metazoa; Chordata; Aves; Gruiformes; Gruidae. The transcript has 4 exons. Gene Ontology annotation, molecular function: thiosulfate-cyanide sulfurtransferase activity.
GGGACUGCCUGGGCGGCCGCCAUCUUCAGAGGCGGGCUGAUGGGGGCUGGGGCCUGGGGCUGGUGGCGGGCGGCGCGGGCCCUGCGGGCGGCGAGCGGCGGCUGGUGGCGGGCGGCAGCGCCCGGUCCCGGGGCUGUGGGUGCCGCCAGCCGCAGCCUCUGCGCCGGCGAGGCGCCCGACCUUUCCUACCAAGAGCUUAAAGACUUGAAGAAAACCAACGUCCUCCACAUAGACGUGCGGGAGAGGUGGGAGAUCGACAGAUUUGGAAAAAUUCCAGCGUCCAUCAACAUACCGUUGGGUGAAUUAGUGGAAGCACUACAGAUGGAUCCAACAGAGUUCAAGAAGCAGUACAGUCAAAAGAUGCCAUCCAAGUCGGACCCUGUGGUUUUGUCCUGUUUGGCAGGAACAAGAAGUAAACAAGCACUCGGUUUUGCCAUGUCCUUGGGUUUCAGCAGAGUUCAGCAAUAUGCUGGUGGCUUUGAGGAUUGGGUAAAACAUGAACCUCCAGAGAAAAAAUGAAGAUGACUACCCCAUCCCUUGCCGCAUCAAGGCUUCAGGAUGGUUUGUAGGUUUUAGCAUUCAAACUACAUGCAUUCCACUUCCAGAACAUGGCCCACUCCUGUUUUCUAGUGUCAAUGGACAUUGACCUUCAAAUAGCUGUACAUAUCAACUGCUUAGUUUACAUUAUAUCUGAAGACUAUGACAUGAAGAGAGAACAUUAAAUUAUUUUGACC